AUGAAAAAGGAAAUUGAUUUUAACAUUUGUUAUGGAGAAGAAAAGCAAAAUUUGAUAGGCUUAUUAAUUGAAAAUAAUUUUGAUGAAAUAUAUGAGCCGAUAACUACUGAAAGUUUAAGAUUUUUUUUGCCCUUAAAUGGAGUUUACUUAAUUGAUUUUCAAUUACACUUUUUCAGACAAAAUAAUAUAAAAAAAAUAUAUAUAGUUGUAACUCAUCAUGAAAAGGAGUUGCUAAACUAUAUUGAAAAGUUUCAGAAGAAAAAAAAAAAAUAUAAUGAUUUAGAUAUUGAAGUAAUUAAAAUGAAUAAAAAAAUAAAAACAUUGGGAGAUGCAUUAAGAGAUUUUAAAAAAUGUGUAGAGAUAUAUGAUGAUAUUUUAUUAUUACUUUCUGACACCGUUCCUGUAGCUAAUAUAAAAGAAAUCAUUAAGGCUCAUUUUACGAAUAAAGAAAAAUGCAAAAAUCAGAUAAUGACCCUUAUAUUAUCUCACUGUACAUAUGAAAAUAGAUCAUUUAAUGAUGAUUUUGUAAUUGCUUAUGAUAACUUCACUUUCAAACUUUUAUUAUUUAAACCUUUAAAAAACAAAAAUAAUUUAAUUUUAUCCAAAGAAAUAUUGGAUGAAAUAAAUAGUAAAGAGAAAAAAAAUACAAAAAAUCAAGAAAAAAAUUUAAAGACAAAUAACAAGGAAUACACUAAUAAUUCUUAUAAUUUAAAUACGUCAACUAAUUCCAUAAGAAUUGCUUAUGAUUUAGUUUUACCUAACAUUUUUAUUAUCACACCUCAAGUUUUCAAAUUAUUCGAAGAUAAUUUUGAUUAUCAGUGUAUGCGUAAAGAUUUUAUUUAUAAUAUAUUAAAUCAAGAAAUAAAAAUAGAAGAAAUAUACGUACACGAAUUAAACGACGAUUAUAACUACACAGAAUGUAAUAACAUAAUAACUACCUUAUCAGAUUUUAGAAUUUACUUUAAAUUCUUUAAGACGUUAAUAGAAAAAAAUGUUCAUCCAUUUCUUUCAAAUGCUAAUUAUCUUCUACCUGAAUUUCCAAAGCUUAUUUUUAAUGAGCCAGGUGUGUACAGAUCAAAAAGUGCUGUUAUUGAUCAUUCAUGUAAACUACUAAAAAUAGUAUUAAUUGAAAGUUAUAGUGAAAUAUUAGAAAAUUCAACUAUUGAAAAUUCAGUAAUAGGAAAGAAUUGUAAAAUAGGAAAAAAUGUAAAAAUUGUGAAUAGUAUUAUAGGAAAAAAUUCUAUAAUAAAAGACAAUGUAGUUAUUUUAAGUUCAUAUAUAAGUGAAAAUGUUAUUAUAAAUGACAAUGUUUUUAUUGAUGAAUGUUGUGUAAUAGGGAAAAACAUGAAUAUACCUUGUGACAUUAAAAUAAAUAAGUAUAUGAGAUUAAGUGUUUAUAAAUAUUUAAAAGAAAAAAUUAAACCAAAAAAAAAUAAGGAAAUUUUAAAUAUAAAUAGGAAAAGAGAAGACAGUGAUAAUAAAAAUAGUCAAUCAAAUUUUCAAGAGCAUUAUCCACUAAAUAAAGAAAAUGAUGCAAACCAAGAAAAAAAUAAUUAUAAUAUUUUAAAUUCUGAACCAUUUGAAUUAAAUAAUUAUAUAGUAAAGACAAAAUAUUCAGAUGAUCAAUUAAGAUUAUUUUCAUUAAUUGGUAAUUUACAAAAUUAUAUAAGCAUAAAAAUUCCUUCAUCCUCUUCGGAAAAUGAUUCACAUGAAGAAAGUGGUAAUUCAGACUAUUCUAUUUCUAAAAGCAAUAAGACAAUAAGUGAUGAUAGCAUAAGUUACAAAGAAGAUGAGUUAAAUAACGAUUUUAAGAACCUUGAUGAUAUAAGCAAUCACUUCACUAAUGUAAAUGAGGAAAAAGAAAAAAGUUCUUUUGUAAAAGAAAUAUCUAUAUUAUGCAAAGAAGCUAUUGAAAAACCUCAAUAUAUGAGCCACAAAAUUUUAGAAAUGAAAAGUUUUAGACUCUCUUUAAAUUACACCGAUCUAGAUGUUAUAAUUUCUUUUUUCCCUGUUUUUUGGGAGUUCAUUAAUAAUAUUAAUUUUGACAAAAACACAUGGAUAGAAAGUUUUGAUAAUACUAAAUUAGAUUUAUUAUUUUCUUCUUUUCUUCUAGAUGAUCAAUUAUAUUAUGAAACAAUAUAUGACCUAAUAUUAAAUUUUUCAAAAAAACAAUUUUUAACUAAUAAUGUAAAAAAUAAUGUAUAUGGAUCAGAUAAAUUAUGUAAUGCUUUUGAAUAUAUAUACCAUUCGGAUAUAUUUGAAUUUCAUUAUUUUAAUGAAUGGAUGAAAAAAAAUGAAUCAGAUGAUUAUUUGAAAAAUAAUGAACGGUUAAAAGCUUUUGCCAAAUGGUUAUCAGAAGAGUAA
Plasmodium relictum is the source of this 2364-nucleotide messenger RNA. Its product is annotated as conserved Plasmodium protein, unknown function. Gene Ontology annotation, molecular function: translation initiation factor activity; translation initiation factor binding; guanyl-nucleotide exchange factor activity. Lineage: Eukaryota; Apicomplexa; Aconoidasida; Haemosporida; Plasmodiidae. The coding region runs from base 1 to 2364 and encodes 787 amino acids. The record is from RefSeq and is a predicted model, not a curated record. Gene Ontology annotation, cellular component: eukaryotic translation initiation factor 2B complex. The transcript has 2 exons.